UUUUCUAGGUUUCUUCCUGAAUGAAGCCCAGCCUGAUAACCCUCCUCUCCUUCCUGCUCUACAAACACACAUUUCCUGGUUCCUCCCUUCAGAUCUGCACUCUGCAGACGGCUGGAAGAAGCUGACAGGAACCCGUUCACUGCAGGAACACAUGAUUUGGAGAUCAGAGCUCAGACUAGUCUCAUGUAAGAGGAAGUGGAAGUCAAACAGUCUGUGUGAGCCAGAGGAGAAAUGGAGCAGCAAAGAAAUCAGUCGGAUUCAGAGAAACUCUCUUGUUCCAUCUGUCUGGAUCUACUGAAGGAUCCGGUCUCUACUUCCUGUGGACACAGCUACUGCAUGGACUGUAUUAAAACACACUGGGAUGGAGAGGAUGGGAAGAGAAUCUACAGCUGCCCUCAGUGCAGGAAGAUUUUCAUAUCGAGGCCUGAACUGAAAAAAAACGUCACGUUGGCAGAUUUAGUGGAGGAUCUGAAGAAGACCAGACUCCAAGCUGCUGCUGAAGAUCUCUGCUAUGCUGGACCUGGAGAUGUGUCCUGUGAUUCCUGCACUGGGAGGAAACUGAAAGCUGUCAAGUCCUGUCUGCAGUGUCUGGUCUCUUUCUGUCAGCAACACCUCCAGCCUCACUAUCAAUCUGCUGCUUUUAAGAAACACCAGCUGGUGGAGCCCUCCAAGAACCUCCAGGAGAACAUCUGCUCUCAUCAUGAUAAGAUGAUGGAGAUUUUCUGUCUCACUGAUCAACAGUUGAUCUGUUUUCUCUGCACAAUGGAUGAACAUGAAGGACACAAAACCAUCUCAGCAGCAGCAGAAAGGAAGAAGAAGCAGAAGGAGGUGGAGGUGAGUCGACUGAAGGUCCAGCAGAGAAUCCAGGACAGACAGAAAGACGUGGAGCUGCUUCAACAGGAGCUGGAGGCCAUCAGAGUCUCUGCUGAUAAAACAGUGGAGGACAGUCAGGAGAUGUUCACCCAGAUGAUCCAUCUCCUCCAGAACAGACGGCGAGAUGUGGAGCAGCAGAUCAGAUCCCAGCAGAAGACGGAAGAGAGACGAGUCAAAGAGCUUGAGGAGAAGCUGGAGCAGGAGAUCAGGGAUCUGGAGAGGAAAGACGCUGAGCUGAAGCAGCUCUCAGAUACACCAGAUCACAGCCACUUCCUCCACAACUACCCCUCAGUGUCAGCACUCAGUGAGUCCAAACCCUUAUCCAACGUCAUCAUCCGUCCUCGGAGACACUUUGAGGACGUGACAGCAGCUGUGAAAGAGCUCAGAGAUCAUCUACAGGACAUUCUGAGGGACAUGUGGACAAACAUCUCACUGGCAAUCACUGAAGUGGAUGUUCUACUGUCAGAACCAGAACCAGAGACCAGAGAUGGAUUCUUAAAGUAUUCAAGAGAAAUCACUCUGGAUCCAAACACAGCAAACAAACAGCUGUUAUUAUCUGAAGGGAACAGAAAAGUAACAUUUAUGAGAGAAGACCAACGUUAUCCUGAUCAUCCAGACAGAUUUACUUAUUGGGAUCAGGUUCUGAGUAAAGAGAGUCUGACUGGACGUUGUUACUGGGAGGUGGAGUGGAGAGAAGGAGGAGUUGAAGUAUCAGUGGCAAAGAAGAAUAUCUGCAGAGAAGGAGACUCAGAUGAAAGUUCAUUUGGAAGAAAUGACAAAUCUUGGUCUUUAGAUUGUUCCACCAACAGUUAUGAAUUUUGGUACAACAACAUCUCCAUUCCAGUCUCUGGUCCUCAGUCCUCCAGAAUCGGAGUCUAUCUGGAUCACAGAGCAGGUAUUCUGUCUUUCUACAGCGUCUCUGAAACCAUGACUCUCCUCCACAGAGUCCAGACCACAUUCACUGAACCCAUACAUGCUGGAGUUUGGAUUUAUGGUGAUGGAACCACUGCAGAGUUCCUUAAAGUCAAAUAGAGUAAUUCCAGAGUCUGAGGGUCGGUUCAUGUUCAGCCCUGAUUUAAAUUCAUGAUUUGGGUCAAUCCAGAAUUGCAGAACAUUUGGGCUUCGAAAUAUUUAUCAUUUACAGUUUUCUGCUACAUAUUCAUCAAUAGGUAAUAAAUUAUCAAAGUCAUGAUUGGCUCAGCUUACACAUCAAUGGUAGCAUGUUUAUUCCAUGUUUUCUGUGUUUGCUAACCCUACUCUACUCACAGUAACAGGGUUGCUAAUCCAUGCUAAUGUGAUCUUUUUCUCAGCAGUAGAAGCUACAUAUUUAGCUAGCUGUUACUGCUGACCAAGAGGACAAACUGACUGAUGAAAUAAAGUAAAACAAAUGAGUCUGAUCCUGAUAAUAUGGGGCAGAGUGAGACAUUCAGUCACAUUUCAUUUGAACUGUUUUAUUUGAGAUUCAAUUUGGUCAUCAGUGGGGUGGGACAAGAGAAAAAUGUCAUUUUAGGUGGAACUCCAGACUUAUUUGGCAAUUCUAAAAACAUUUCAAACAUUCUUUUCCAUUAUUUUUUAGAUUUGGUCUGAGGGUAAGUAAAUUUACACAACAACUGCAUGUUUUAGUGUUUUGGAUUAUUUGAAAGUUGUUGUAAAAUGUCCUCCAGUUCUGGAAUGACCCUUACAUACAGUUUACUUCCAUUAAUCAGUGAGAUGAUGACGGAACUGUUUGGUUCUUUGAUAUUUUAGUCAUUUUUAAAUCUGCUGUCAGCUUUUAAAACAUGAACAUCUGGCCUUCAUGUGGCACCAGGAUGCCAGUAUAACCUGCCUGUAUCCUCAUUCUAAUAGUCUUUGGCCUUCAUGUGGCACCAGGAUGACAACAUUUGAACAUUAAGGAUGUGAUGUUGACUUUCAUAAAGGUGGAACUUCACGGUGAGGAUGAUGUUUUUGGUUCAGCAGCAUGUUGAGUCUCAUUUUACAGCAUCGGGACACAAUAACAGAUGUUUGAUGGAAGUUUAUGUUGUUUCCUGACAAGUUUUCUGUCUGAACUGCUGAGUGACAGUUUUUACAGGUGAAAUAUUCAAACAUCAACGACAAACAGAAAAUGUGCAUCUGAAUCAGCUGGACGCAUGAACUCACUAAAUUCACAUUUUAUUCUUUGUAUUUUAUUGUAAAUAUUUCCCUGUUUUCUCAUUUCACCUUCUCACAAACUAUUUAGCAGCUUAAAAAUGUCCUGAAAAUGUAACAGUGAAGGACUUUUAACGUCCUUCUGAAUCUGCUCUUUGCUUUCCUUUCAUUUACAUUCAUGUUUCUUCAACCUCAUGUUUAGUGAUGCAUUUAAGGAACCAGCUGAGGUGAAGGAAAAAUCAGCUUUUUCUUCAAAUGUGCACUUCAUUUCUCUUUCUCAGGGAUAUAUAUGUAGAGAAUGUGUUGGAUUUGUACUUUAUUAGUUUUUUCUGGGGACAAAUAACGACAUUUUAUUGCAGUCAGUCGUCAUUUAAUAAUCUGACUUGGUGAUUUUUAAUUUUGUUGGUG
Molecule: messenger RNA, 3405 nt
Organism: Acanthochromis polyacanthus (spiny chromis)
Lineage: Eukaryota; Metazoa; Chordata; Actinopteri; Pomacentridae
Product: tripartite motif-containing protein 16-like
Exons: 1
Coding region: 232-1905 (557 amino acids)
Molecular function (GO): protein binding; zinc ion binding
Source: RefSeq, a predicted model, not a curated record